GAGGGGGGGACUUCUCUCGCUGCAGAGCUCCAGGAUUCAGUCCGUCUUCCUGUGGUGCGUUUAUUAGUGCGGAGCUGAGUUAGUUAAAUAAGAAAAGAAGAGAAAGAGGUGACAGCAGCUCGUGAGCGCUCGGCCAGUCUGAGAGGAUGCAUUAGACUCGGCGGACAUGGUGCCAUUUUGGAGAUAAGUGCCCCCUUUCUUUUUUUUUGUGUUGUUUUUAGUACACGUUUUUUCUUCAUGGGACGGGCGGAAAAGCGGGAUAUCAGGUGGAGAUCUUGAGCGCGCGCACUUUUUGACGUCGCGCCUGUCAAUUAGUGUCGCUAAUUGGAUUAUUUUGAUCUUGAACUCACGGUCUGCAGGUUCUGUUCCUCCUCGCCGCCUCCUCCUCCACCUCCUCCUCCCCCCUUUAACUCCCACCUCCUCCAUUGAAGUUAUGUCAAGGCCUCUCACUCAGCUUCUACCUCCGGAUCUCCCUGCCGGGGCCACCAGCCCCCAGUUUGGGGCCAGCAGCCCGACUGGAAGUGGCCCCCAAGGCGGACACCUGACCUCCAUGACCAACCUGAAGUCCCUGCUCCAGCUGCCAAUCAAGGCCGACCAGAGAGGCACCAAGGACUGCUGCGAGAUGAAAGACAAAGACAAGCCCUCGGACUCUGACGAAGAAUCGCAGAGUAACAGCGCCGGGGCCGGAGGGGCCCCUGGGUCCGGAGGGGCCCCUGGGUCCGGCGCGUUGCGGCCCAACUCCCAGUCAGCGUUCCUGGGCCCGCUGCUGUGGGAGAGGACCCUGCCGUGUGACGGAGGCCUGUUCCAGCUGCAGUACAUGGAUCUGGAGGAGUUCCUGACGGAGAACGGCAUGGGGAUGCACGGCAACGGGCCCAGCUCCACCAGCGCCCAGAUCCCCUCCCAGAGCUCCCAGUCGGCGGUGCCCAACCAGAGCUCCCAGUGCCCUCCCAGCUCUCCUCCGCCCUGCUCCUCCUCUUCCUCCUCCAUGUCCUCUUCAUCCUCCUCUUCCUCGCUGCUGGGACUGGAGACCGUCCAGCCACAACCGCCGCCACUGCUGCCUCCACAGCAGCAGCAGCAGCAGCAGCAGCAAGACAUGAUGGGAGGACCCGAGUGUCAUCAUGGUGGUCGGGCGGUGCCUCAGGACCAGUCACCCACUUCUACCUGCCCUCCGGGACCCCCUGGGCCUCCGGAGUCCGCCAACGGCAGCAGCGACAUCACGGUGAACUUUGACCCCGACCCGGCGGACCUGGCGCUGUCCAGCGUGCCGGGCCAGGAGGCGUUCGACCCGCGGCGGCACCGCUUCUCCGACGAGGAGCUGAAGCCUCAACCGAUGAUCAAGAAGGCCCGCAAGAUGCUGGUCCCCAACGAGCAGAAGGACGACAAGUACUGGUGCCGGCGUGUGAAGAACAACGAGGCGGCGAAGCGCUCGCGGGAUGCUCGGCGGCUGAAGGAGAACCAGAUCUCUGUGCGCGCCGCCUUCCUGGAGCGGGAGAACAACGCCCUCCGCCAGGAGGUGGCCGACAUGAGGAAAGAGCUGGGCCGCUGCAGGAACAUCAUCAACAAGUACGAGAGUCGGCACGGAGACUUGUGAGGGCGGAGGAUGAGGAGGAAGAGGAAGAAGACGACUACGACGAAGCAGGAGGAAGGGGGCGGGAGGGGAGGUGGAAAUGAGAAAAAGAGGGUACAAGGCAAACCCAACAACAGCAGCACUUUAGUUGAAGUGGCGCGGGGAGAAGGCCGGCGUAGAUCUGCAGUAAGCGCUGUGCGACACCGGGGCGCAAACACCAGAAACAAACGCGUGCACGCUGUGCUUUAGGAUGUCACAACAGGAAAGCACAUGCGACGCCAAUCUCUUUCCCCCAGUUUGACUCUCUUUGUACAUGCUGCUUCGCUGUAUCCACUCAAUGUACUGUUUCACCGUUUGUGUCACCUCGGCAGCUUACGCGUCACCCUCGGUGCUGUGCUUACGCCCGGUGUCGCACGGUGUUUUCGCAGGUAGUGCGUCCCCGGCCGCCGCUCCGGCCAGUUCAAACAGGGUGUUGAAUUCACAUUAUGCCAGUGAAGUCUCACUUUUUAAGCUCAAGGCACGGAUUCAAGCCAGGAAGAGGUCAGAUGUGUAAUUCUUUUCUAUAAAUAGGACAAAAAAAAAAAACAUGUAUAUUUUUGAAGUGGGAAGGCAGGAAAGACUAGUCCAGCAAAGAGGAGGAGGAGGUGCAGGAGGAGGAGGAGGUGGUGCAGGGUUUUCGUCCAUAACGCAAAGAGAUUUUGACAAAGGAUUAUUGUAUAUUUUUCUAUUAGCAGAGAUAGUCAGGAGGAGGAUUUUGGAGAUAAUCUUUUGUAUAUUUUAUAUAUGGGGCGGGGAGGGGCUGUUUAGCUGGACAGUCACGGGGCCACACUAAAUGCUUUUCCUCCCAGCUGUUUAUCGCAAAACAACAGAUAAUCUAUUUUCGAUUUCACCGAGCUGGUUAGUCGCGUUAGGCCGGAGGCGUAACUGAGAAUGUAUCACGGCUGAAUCAGGUAUUUCACACGAUGCGAGACCAGGCGGGGCAUCUUAGUAACGAUUGUUUUUGGGUCGAGGGGAGAGGGCGUCGCAAGGAAGACGGUGAAACAAAAAAAUUGUAUAGUUUUAAGAGAUUUUUUGUGUUUUCGUUUUGUUUUCUUUUGUGGGCUCGUUCAAGCACUUGAUUUGUUCUCUUCUAUUUGAUUCCGUGUCUGAUUUUGAAAUAAUCGCAGGGCUUUUUUCUUUUUUUUUUUAGAAGGUGAAGGAGAAAAAAAAGAGAGAGAGGAAAACAGGAAGCAAAUAGCCAUCAGAACAGCUGGAUGUGAGCAGAUGUUUGAAAAUUUACAAGGGGGAGAAUUUCACUGGCAGGUUUGCUUUUAUAUUGAACGUGUCUCGCUCACA
Anarrhichthys ocellatus (wolf-eel) is the source of this 2902-nucleotide messenger RNA. It is a transcript of the gene dbpa, whose product is annotated as D site albumin promoter binding protein a. Gene Ontology annotation, molecular function: RNA polymerase II cis-regulatory region sequence-specific DNA binding; DNA-binding transcription factor activity, RNA polymerase II-specific. The transcript has 5 exons. The coding region runs from base 434 to 1591 and encodes 385 amino acids. NCBI's taxonomy places the organism in Eukaryota, Metazoa, Chordata, Actinopteri, Perciformes, Anarhichadidae. The record is from RefSeq and is a predicted model, not a curated record. Gene Ontology annotation, cellular component: nucleus. Gene Ontology annotation, biological process: regulation of transcription by RNA polymerase II.